Molecule: messenger RNA, 2282 nt
Organism: Ochlerotatus camptorhynchus
Lineage: Eukaryota; Metazoa; Arthropoda; Insecta; Diptera; Culicidae
Gene: M6
Product: neuronal membrane glycoprotein M6
Exons: 4
Coding region: 355-1107 (250 amino acids)
Biological process (GO): neuron projection development
Cellular component (GO): plasma membrane
Source: RefSeq, a predicted model, not a curated record
ACACACAGCACAGACGGUUUCAGAAAAGUGAGUGAUGGCGAGUGCAUUUCGUUUGUUUACGGUGAAAAUUUCCUAAUUUCCAUUGUUUUAUCAAUGCAUUUCUGAGAACAUUUUCCAUUAGAUCACCAUUUGUGUUCGGUUCUAUACGGGGCAACAGAAAUCCGCCGGAUUCAGGUGCAUUUCAGUGUGAAUUUUUGAACAUAAAAAAACGGUCUUGUCUGGAGUUUCAUUGUUCCUUUUCCGCUGAGCGAGUAGCACGAAAGUUUCGCAGUGACUGGAGACUGAAAGGCAUUUAAAGAGCCACUGAAGUGCGACGGAACCGAAUCUAAUUUCGAUAAACAACGAACACACGAAAUGGGAGACUGCUGUAAGUCAUGCAUGACCCGGAUACCGUACGCUACGCUGAUAGCGACGGUCAUGUGCCUUAUCGGAGUGGCCAUCUUCUGCGGGACGAUGUACCGCGGUACCUCGCUUGCCAUCAUCAUGCUCGAUCAGGUCUUUCAUCUGCGACUUUUGUGGAUUGAGGCAGUUCAAAUGAUCUUCGUGGUGAUCGGUGCAUCGAUGGCCGCUCUGGGGUUAAUGAUUCUGUUUGUUGGCUUCCUGGCGACAGGAGCCACCCGGUACAAGGUCUACCGGGCUUGGGGUUCCCGCGUCGGUGGACGUAUCUCCUGUGCAGUGUUCAUGGGAAUCACGUACCUGCUGAAGAUCGUGUGGAUUGUGAUUCUGUGCUUCCUUAGCAUUGUGACGUUUGUAUUUACAGUCUUUUGGAACAUGUGCGAGAAUCCAAACGUGCAGUCGCAUCGGAACUGUAUCGAUUUGACGCAAUUUUAUUUCAUGUUCCCAGCCGGGGUUAAACAAGAGGACAUGAACAUUUGCGAGCAGAGUAAGGUGAAGGCCUUCUGCAAGGAUGGCGUGGAAAAGUGCGAAAUCAUGUUCAUCCUGGCCACCGUCAGCUGCCUGCUGAUCAUUCUGAGCUUUGUGCACUAUCUGAUGUGCCUUGCGGCCAACUAUGCGCACAUUCGGGACCACGAAAAGUUCCAGGAACUGCAGGAGAUCCAGAAUCUGACCGAGAUGGAGUACACGGCUUCGUCCAAGGAUCGGUUCUAGGAUACGGCCCAGGAGAUUUAUAUUGAGCACAGCGCCUGAUGUCGAUUUGGCGCUGCUUCACGACCAGCUUACGUUUAAGUUUACGUAAAACCAGCUUCCUUUCCCGGGAGCUGGUAGCCUUUAAGUUGAUCUUAUCUGUUUACCGCCUCCGUGGUAAGUCUUUCUAUAGAUUUAAUUUGUUUUCGGAUCGCCUGUUUUCUCAAACGAAAUUUUGAGACUAUUGAUUUGUCGCUGACCAACCUGCAUAAGUUUAUCCGUCCGUUUGGGAGGUACAAUAGGGUACCUUCUUUUAUCAUCGCAAUCAUUCCAUACUUUAUUACUGGCCCCUGCUCAAUAUAGGUACUCCUGGAUUCAUAAUUAAGUGUACGACGUUACAAUUUCCUAAUACAUGAGUGGUUUGAUAUCUCGAGAACUCCCAGUGAUUGCGCGAAGUUCUUAAAUUUCCAAUUUGUUCGCUCAUUUGGUUGUUUCUAAAUGUAAGAUUCAUUAAAUAUUAUGUAAAUUAUCCUUAAUCAAUUGGACAUGGUAAGCAAAGCAUGUUGAGAACUUUGUAAAUUUGAAAUAAUUAUUAAUCUAAAAAUUCAGCAGAACGCAUUUUUUUCGAUUCGUUUAUUUGCUCAAAUGCUUUUCCCUACGAAGUAAAUCUAUUACAUACUAACGAUGGAAAUUUAAGAAUCUCGUUCAAUAGGGUAGUUCAGACCAAAACCAUUCACAUACGUUAAAACGAACAAUCAAAGAGCAUAAAAAGAGACAUCAUACGAAGAGCACAAAUAAUAUUCGCGCAUACUAUAAAUGCUGACUUUCCGCUAGAGAAAAAAAAGACCAAUAAGGCUGACAAUAAAACAACAUUUUUCAUCAUAACCGUUUUGCAUCCUGGUUACCAGAACAAGCCCUCAAAGAAAAAAUAUGUUUACGAAAUGGUUGUCGUAGAACGAAACGGAACACGACUUUUUUAACUGACAACCCCGCAUCCUGUAGAAACAGAUAUAGUACAUCCGACACAACUGGAAACAUAUCUUCUUAAAAUCAGAACAAACGACCCAUACAAAGCCCUACAUACCCGAAUACAAUUUGCCCGACCUCUCUGACACCGUGUGAUAUCGUAGAAACCGCAGAAGAUAGUGAAAUGGAAAGGACUAUAUUUUUGUAGUUUGAUCAUGCGUGAAAAGCGAGUA